Rubroshorea leprosula is the source of this 1783-nucleotide messenger RNA. Lineage: Eukaryota; Viridiplantae; Streptophyta; Magnoliopsida; Malvales; Dipterocarpaceae. The record is from the annotation of a GenBank genome assembly.
GGAAAGCUAAAUCAGGUUUAUAAUAGGACCUUGACCCGUUGUCUAUGACGCAACAAGAACCAGAGAUCUGCUCAAUAAGGCCAUUUAAAGCUUCACGCAUCUUCUUAGCUCUAGCUCGCGUGACUGGACCUCCUUGGGUGUGUAAUGGAUCACAUGACGUGGAUGUCAAUCAUGUCGUCAUCGAUGUUGGAGCAUUAGGAAACAUUGCUGAAGAAGUUUGUGACUUUUACUCAAUCAUUGCUGGAAGUGGUGAAGACAAUGGACAGUGGGUACCAGUUUGUCCUCCUAUUCUUGGCAUGGUUGAGGAAGAAUAUGAUCAUGUUGCCGCAACUGGUGAAGAACUCGGGUCGAGACCCGUUCACAACGAUAAGCGCUUGGGUGUGAAGUAUGACGAUUCAAGCCUCAUUCCAAUUUCUGGCGACGGCUUUGGUCCUAUUCCCAUCCUUGGUGAUGAUAAAGUUCUGUCCAAAUCUAAAGAGGCUAAAAGGGUGGAGGCCUUGGCUGUGAACAUGGAAAAAGCCUUGGCAAAUCCCGAAGUUCGGCAAAAAAUUCUAGCCAACGAAAUAAGUAAACCUCCGCUUCCUGACGACAUACUUAGUGUUGUUGACUCUAUCAUUGAUUGGAGUGACCCUACAUCUUUCACAGCUGAGUUACUGAAGAAGGCUAAAGCUAGCGAAGCUCCACCACAAAAGCCUACUACGGUGUUUAAAAAGGCAAGGCCAAGGUUGCAAUCGGUGUUAGUAGAGAAAAGGGGAAGAAGGUCACUGAGAGGUAAAGACAAGGGUUUCCAAGGCAACAUUAACACAAACAGGGCUGCCCCUAAAGAAUUCAAAUCAGAUGUGGGCAAUGCUGUGAAGAAAUCCAUUUCCAAUAAAAGCAAAGUGGACGUUGGCACACCAGCCAUAAGCUUAGCAAAAAAGGCUACCAACCCUAGGGAGGUUGAGCAUAAUGGUCAGCCAUCCUCGACUCCAGCUAAGUCAGGUGAGAUCGAUGACUUGGCCCUGAGGCUGCUCAAAAAUCUUGAUGAAAUGAAUGAGGACAAAGAUGUCUCACUAGCUCGAUUCGGCUUAGUGCCCAUGGGUGGCUCGCGAGCAGUGGGUAUGUUUGCAAUGCCCACAAUGUUGGAGUCAUGGGCAUGCUAUCUAUUAGACAUCUUUCCAAAUCUGAUGACGCGCAAAAAAGCCAAGUGGUGGGAUGCCAUUGAUGAUGCUAAAAGUAUAAACUUCAAAGUCAACGCCAUUCGCACACAUCUGUCAAAUUUGGCAAAGGCAUACCUCGAGAAGACUGAGUUUUGCACAACCGAAGGUGACAUGGCUAAGAGCUUGGAUGAGCGGAUUAAGGAGCAAGUAAAGCAUAUCGAAGAGAUGGAGAAGUCUUUGGCCGAGACAAAAAAGCUUAUCCUCAAGUUGGAAAAAGGAUUGGUGUCAGCCAAGGCAUAUCUAGGAUCGCUCAAUCAAGAAAAGGAGCGUCUGAAUUGCAAUAGUGUAGUCGAGCUUUGCCAAGUCUGCAUUGAGGCUGCCAAGGCUUUCGAAGACGAGCUUGGCCCCUUUUUUGCCAUUAAUCGGUCGCAUGUCCCAAUUUUCUCUUCAUGUUUUAUUCUUUUUCCUUUGUUGUAUGUUGACUGUUAGUGAUGUUGCCAUAAUGUAACCCUCUAGUUAUGUUUAUUCUGGGUUGAACAUCCUUGCUUCCAGCUAAGUCUGGGCCCUGUUGCUUGUUUACUUUCUUGCUCAUAUCUCUGUUGUUCUGAGCAUGGCAUUUGGACAAAUAAAUUUGUGCUAAAAAA